Nezara viridula (southern green stink bug) is the source of this 546-nucleotide messenger RNA. The record is from the annotation of a GenBank genome assembly. NCBI's taxonomy places the organism in Eukaryota, Metazoa, Arthropoda, Insecta, Hemiptera, Pentatomidae.
AAAAAACCCGCAUAACUACUGACAUGUGGCUGUAAUUAGGAUAGGAGGAUAGCAGAGAGAAGGGAUUUGCGGGUUAAACAGACUGUUGCCACGUUCACAAAUGUUUCUCUUGAAUCUCUCAGAUGUCAUGCGACUACUGGAUUUUUGGAUGGUGAUUCAUAAACUGUCCUUGGAAGUAUUCAAGAAGACAUUGAGAAAAUCCCUACUACACUGAUAAAAGAGGUAGAUCAGAUUGGCCUACAAGUAAAUGAAGACAAAAAAAAGUAUAUGAUAAUGAGCCGAAAAUUCCUCAGGUGUAACACAUACCGUCACGAACAACCCUUAUCAAUGCAGAUUGUGUCAAGAAGUAUGAAAUUUAAUGGAAGCAGGAAUACAUUAACAAAUUAGCUAAAAAAAUUGUUCUUCCCCUCUUCACAUCUUCUUAUCUCUGCAUUAUCAAACAAGAAAGAGCUUAGCAAGAGCAAUAUGAAUUAUUUGAAAAUGACAGCAAGCAUCCAACCAUUGAUGAUUUAUAGCAUAUACAGUUUCUUUAUAGGUGUGGAUUAA